Molecule: messenger RNA, 1361 nt
Organism: Olea europaea var. sylvestris
Lineage: Eukaryota; Viridiplantae; Streptophyta; Magnoliopsida; Lamiales; Oleaceae
Product: transcription factor NIGTH1-like
Exons: 5
Coding region: 164-1108 (314 amino acids)
Biological process (GO): regulation of DNA-templated transcription
Molecular function (GO): DNA binding; DNA-binding transcription factor activity
Source: RefSeq, a predicted model, not a curated record
AUUAAAACCAUUGAUUCUUUUCGUACUUUCCCACAUGCCAUUUGUUCCACUGUACACAUAUAAAUCAGACUUGUCAUCCCCACCCUUCAUUCGUGUUUAUCCAGGAAUGUAAAAUUAUACAACACACACAUAAAAAUUCAUAAAUAUAGACAAAAGUUUGAAUAUGGUGUGGGGAGAAACGGAAUUAUCAAAAAUCGGUGGCUUUUCCAAGAAAUCAAAGCUGGAUUUUCAUGUCCAAGAAUUGAAAGAAGAAUUGCAAAAGAUCGAUGCUUUCAAACGUGAACUUCCUCUCUGCAUGAACCUGUUAAAAGAAGCAAUUAAGAGCUCGACUGAGGAAGGGUUGCAAUGGAAUGGAGAAAAGGUGGGGCCAGUAAUGGAGGAAUUUAUACCAAUGAAGAGUGAUUCAGAAGAACAUGACGGGGCAAAAAAGUCAAAUGAUUCGAGCGUAAAGAAGAACUGGAUGAGUUCAUUUCAACUCUGGAGCACACCUCCUGAGUUGGAGAAUAAAUUUGAUACCACAAAUCAAGAAUCUGAUUUGCACUCAAAAUCAAGUUGCCAAGAAGAGGAUGGGAUUUUGAGUAAUCUGAAGAAACCAGUGAAGGAAGAGAGAGAAUUUAUCCCAGUUGAAACCCUCUCACUCUCAAUUCCUGAGGCUAAAGUGGAAUCAUUUGAUUUGAGUUCGAAAGUGAAUUUUGGUCAUGCGAGGUCUCAACUGCAACAGAGGAAACAGAGACGUUGUUGGUCUCCAGACUUGCAUAAGAGUUUUGUCAAUGCUCUUCAUCAGCUUGGUGGAGCACAAGCAGCUACGCCAAAGCAGAUAAGAGAAUUUAUGAAAGUAGAUGGCCUUACUAACGAUGAAAUCAAAAGCCAUUUGCAGAAAUACAGGCUUCAUAUUAGAAAGCUUUUAACUUCAUCAACCAGUCCAUUGGGUUGCUCGAAGAAAAGUAAUGUGAAUUAUGGUUCCCCUCAAUGCCCUUUGCACCUGGGAGGGUCUGCUAAGGGGGAAUCGGCCACUCGUGGUGACAGUGUGGAAGAAAAAGAGGAUGAAAAGUCGGAAUUCCAUAGUUGGAAGGUUCGUGUUCAAAGUACGGUUGAGGGACGUGUAUAGGCAGCUACAUCCCGGAUUUUGCAAAUAUAAACAUAGGAGAAUCAUCAAAAACAAAAAAUUAAACUACAAAUAAUUCAAUGUUAAGAGAGUUGGUGAGUUUAUUCUUGUCUAUUUUGAGGCUACUGUUCCUCAAGGAGAGGCUAUCAGACAUUUUUGAAUCUCUAAUUUCUUCUGUUAUAAGUUAAUUUGAACUCCUAUAAUCUAUAGAACUAGAAAUAGUUUGAUGAAAUAUUAUUUGGUUGUGCUUGAAUGA